AUCUAGGGAUGUUAUAUGGAUUAGUACAGUGACCAUAUUGAUCAUUUAGCCAGCGAGAAUCAAAGGAAGAAAGGGGCAACUGCGAAGUGAGAAAGCGAGGGUUCAGAGGAACAGGGGACGACGGUGUGUCUCCCGCCGCCGGUCAGUCUUAUAGAGUGUAAUCGCAAUCGGCGCUCACCGCCACUUGACGUGGAGAGAGAGAGAUCGUGUUACUCCUGCAAAAGCCUGUCCAGAUCGCGAAGCAAAGAGAAGCAACAGCCAAGGUCCCAUUUGUCUGCUUGCCCAUCAGCACGCGGCUCUUUGUUCACUGUUCUGCAGUGAGAUCAUUAUUCAUCGGGUUAUUAGAGCUGAUAGAGGACUGGCAAUUUUGCAGCAAAGCAUGGGAGGUAGAGGUGUUAUUGGGGAUAAAUGGUCCAUGAGGAUUCUCUGGAUGUGUGCUCUCGGAAGUGCAGUUGGUUUGUACAUGGUUGCAGUAGAAAGACAAGCACAAAACAGGAAAAAGAUGAUGGCCGAAGGUUUCACGGGUCUGGAUGACGGUGGGGGCGAAGGGGACGAUGUCUAAGCUCUAGUUCUUCUGGUUUGCUAUAGCAACUUUUAUCCGUUUCCCCGAAGAGAACGAAUAAGUCCCUGUAUUUUAGCUGUCUUUCAUCUUUUCUCAGUAGAAGCAAGCAGUUCCAAAUGAUAGCAGGGAUUGACACAUCUGGAAACUAGUACCAUGUUGCAGUCUGACACAAUGAUGUUGGACUUUACAUUGCCCUCGAAACCUUGUCGAAAUAGCUACUCCAGAAGAUAAAAUUUUGACAUAGAUUUUGCUUCCGACUGUGGUUACACGGCCAUGGCAGGCUUUCAUCGAUUUGGGUUUAUCUAUGGUGACUUUCACGGCUAGCAGUGGACAUCAGAUGCAGUCGCGGAUUCCAUAGGUCAUCAAGAAAUAGUCUUGUAGCACUUGAGAUGACAAACUAAGAUACUGAUCUAAAUUGUGUAAUCUUUUCUUAAAACCCUUCUACUCUGCA
This is a messenger RNA of Linum tenue, 1013 nucleotides long. The record is from the annotation of a GenBank genome assembly. Lineage: Eukaryota; Viridiplantae; Streptophyta; Magnoliopsida; Malpighiales; Linaceae.